Messenger RNA from Nymphaea colorata (pocket water lily), 777 nucleotides. Its product is annotated as autophagy-related protein 8i-like. The record is from RefSeq and is a predicted model, not a curated record. The transcript has 5 exons. The coding region runs from base 59 to 493 and encodes 144 amino acids. Gene Ontology annotation, biological process: cellular response to nitrogen starvation. Lineage: Eukaryota; Viridiplantae; Streptophyta; Magnoliopsida; Nymphaeales; Nymphaeaceae.
GACACAGAGUCCGUCAAGCAGCAAACCGAGUCUUCCACCAUCACACGUUUGGAGAAGGAUGCUAUUAGGCAUCAGGGACUCCUGCCAUUCCACUCCGUCAUCAUCAUCAACUCAUCGUUCAUCAUCGUCGUCAUCGAUGAAGAAGCGGAUACCAUUUAAGCAGGAGUUCUCUUUGGAGGAGAGGAAGACGGAAUCGAAAGAAAUUCUCUCUGAAUAUCCUGAUCGAGUUCCGGUGAUUGUUGAAAGAUAUUCAAGGACUGACCUCCCAGAGUUGGAGAAGAGAAAGUAUUUGGUCCCAUGUGAUAUGGCCUUUGGGCAAUUUAUCCAUGUCUUGAGUGUCCGGCUUCAUCUUGCUCCUGGAAAGGCCUUAUUUGUGUUUGUCAAGGACACUUUGCCUUCAUCUGCUAGCCUGAUGGGUUCCAUUUAUGACACUUGCAUGGAUGAAGAUGGUUUCCUUUAUGUGUGCUACAGCAGUGAAAAGACGUUUGGCUAAUGAUUCAUUUCAUAAGUUCUGUAAAAAUGUGUUCAUGGGUGGUCCAUUGUAUAUUAAAUGCUGGGCGUUACCCUAGUAAUCAAUACCUGCAUAACAGGAACAAUCUGUAAGAUCAGACUUGUGCAGAUUAGGUUCCACAUAAAAAAUGGUUAAAACUGCACCCUCAAUCUUCUGUAUCAGAACUAUACACAAAUAAUGUUGAAAAAAAUCAUGUUAGUCAUAAAUAUACAUACUUCCCCUAACAGAAAAAUAAUGGACGUCAUAGAAUUGUGUAUGGUUCUUUA